UGCAUAGAUAAUUUAAAGACAAUCAUAGUAAAAAAAAAGAAUUAGAAAAGAAAAUUAAAUACAAACAAUUAUAUAUUAAAAUACUUUGUUUAUAAGCAAUAAUGGAUAUUAUAUUUAAAGUUGAUUUAGAAGAUAAAUUUAGAACCGUUAUUGAAGACACAAUGGAACAUUUAUAUGUUAAGAAAAUUAACUCUACUAUAUUAAAUGAGCAAAUUAUUGCAACAGCUAAAAAAGAAAUUAAAGAAUUACUUAUUAAAAGCAAUUUCAACAACCAGAAGAUCCAAGAAUUAUUGUUAUCAAAAGGUUAUAAUGAAGAAAGAAUUCAUACUUUUUCUUCUUUAAUUCAAAACCGAAGAGAUGAAUUGCUUUAUUUAACAUUAGUUAAUCUCAAUAGUUCUUAUGGUGAAACAGUAGCAAAAUUUGAUUGGAUUUUGAAGUUGGUUUAUGGCACAAGUGAGCUCAAAAAUCUAAAAUAUCCAUUGCUCCAACUGGCACUGACAACGGUCAAUGAUGGAAAAUGUCAACAAAGAAACUAUGAUAUUAGUAAAGAUAUGUUAAUAAAAAUAAUUAAUGUCUUGGAAAAUAUUGAUUAAGAAGUAAUCAGAAUGUUAUAUAAUAUUUAAAAUGAAUUAACCAUUUUGUUUUUUAUUUGAAUUUUAAAAUAUUGAAGAUGUUGGUUCGGAUCUAUUUCAACAACCAUCAAGCUAUGUUAGAGCCGAGAUGGCUCAGUAGUUAGAACAUGUGCACCUUAACUGAUAAUUUCUGGUUCAAACCCAGGCAAGCAUCACAGAAUUUUCAUGUGCUUAAUUUGUGUUUAUAAUUUGAAUUCUGUGUAUUCCACCAACCCGCAUUGGAGCACCGUGGUGGAAUAUGCUCCAUACCAGCGGCGGCCUUACCCAUUGCGAGGCUCCGGGCGGUAGGUCUUUGCUAGGCCCCUUGUCCUCGGUGAAAUGUAUGUAUGUGAUUCGAAAAUAGGUCUGGUUGUUUGGUUAGGUGUUUGUUAUGUUUGACGAGUGAUGGUAAAGUAAUACAAAUAAAUAAAAUUUGUGUACUUUUAUAAUAUUUUAUA
Molecule: messenger RNA, 1069 nt
Organism: Vanessa atalanta (red admiral)
Lineage: Eukaryota; Metazoa; Arthropoda; Insecta; Lepidoptera; Nymphalidae
Exons: 2
Coding region: 102-593 (163 amino acids)
Source: RefSeq, a predicted model, not a curated record